UGCAGGGAAGGCCGGACUCUGGUCCCGGCGGGACUCUGCGGGGCUCCUGUACCGCCGGAGAGCCGCCCGGUCACGGAGAUGAGGCGGGGGGCAGCUCCCUGGCUGGCAAAUGGGGACUUGUACCCCCCCGCUACAUCCUGCCGGCUCGGCCGGCGGGACUGACCGCCAGCACAGCUCGGAAAGGUUGGACUGGGGUGGUGCCAGGCCCAGCUCCUGACCGAGCCGGCGGGUGAGCCAGGGAGCGUGGGGCAGAGACGGAGAGCGGGACAGGCCGUGCCCUUCGGCAGCCAGCGGUGACUGCAGUGAGUGGGGAACCGGGGGUUGAAUGGACCAAACAACAGAACUGCAGGAAAAAAAAAGUAUUUCCCACCUGUGUGCAAACAGGUAUUUGCACCAAGAAGUAGCAUGAAGGGACUGUUCUUGGCAGGGACUUCACAUCAGUAGCUGCUCUCCUUUCUUAAUAAUGACAGUUAGUGAAAUCAUUGUUCCAGCCAUGGCCCAUUAGUCUUAUCUGCUUCCCUAAGAACACUAAUGGUUAAUGUUUUAUUCCUUCAGUGUUCUUCUUGUGCCAGUAUCCCCAAAACAGGUCUUUAGGGUGAGGAGCUGCUUGGGUAAAGACUGUAGCUGUCAGACUGCUUAUGCAUAAGAUAAAGGCAGGUUUCCAUAGGGGCAGUUCAUCUCUCUGCUGGGGGUAAGGAAGGUGGUAAGAAGAGGAUCCUUGGGCUCUUAGAGCACCAACCCUUUUGCUAGGAGACCAGAAGAGCUGCAAACCACUGCCAUUUUCAUGCUGCCCUGAGGAGAAUCCACUGGCUGUGGUCAGCUGGUGCUUAGCCACAGUGGCUUGUAGCACCAAGUGUCCUGUGAGUCUCAGCACUGACUAGAUCAGCUGAUAGUAACAAGGAACACAUGUGGAAGCCAGCAACUGAUUUCACAACAAUGAGAUGCCUCACCCACCAGCUGCUCAGGAGGUUGUUGGGUCGCUCACCUCUGUGUGUGCCAGGGCGAUUGAGUCAAAGUAAAGGUCCUAUCCUCAGUCCAAAGCAGUCACCCUUGCGGCAGAGCUGCAGUGCAAGACCUGGGCUUGUGACUGCCACUGAUGUGGUCAACUACUGGCAGAAGGUGUUUGAGACAAAUGGGAUUCCUGAAGCACGAGAAUCCAGUGAAUAUAUUGUGUCAUUUGUCCUGGGAGCAAAAACAUUUCAGAGCUUGAAUUCCAAAAGCCUCUGCACUCCACUUACAGCAGUGCAUCAGGAGCAAAUCCAGCAGCUGAGCAACAAGCGACUAGAAAGAAUGCCGGUGCAGUAUGUGCUUGGCGAGUGGGAUUUUCAGGACCUGACACUGAAGAUGAGACCCCCAGUAUUUAUUCCUCGGCCUGAAACAGAGGAUCUUGUCUCUUUAGUUUUGGAGGAAGAAUCUCGAAAAUGUGAGAAGAAUUCAGACCUCUGCUUCCCAGUUCCUGUCCCUCAUCCCAUGAUCCUGGAGAUUGGCUGCGGCUCUGGAGCAAUUGCUCUGAGUCUGUUGUGCAAACUGCCACAGAGCCGGGUGAUAGCUGUGGAUAAAGAGGAGGCUGCUGUGAAUCUCACCAGGGAGAAUGCACAUAGGCUGCAACUCCAGGAGAGGAUCCACAUCCUCCACCAUGAUGUUUCAUACAGUUCUGCCAAGCAGCUGCUAUUCUGGGGCCCCAUGGACUUCAUAGUCAGUAACCCCCCAUAUGUCUUCCAUGAAGACAUGGCUUACUUGGACACAGAAAUCCUCCGCUAUGAGGACCUUGAUGCACUGGAUGGGGGAGAUGAUGGGAUGAGAGUAAUCAAAACAAUUCUGGCUCUGGCUCCUUCUCUUCUGAAGGAUUCUGGGAGUGUGUUUCUGGAAGUUGAUCCCAGACACCCAGAUAUGGUGGAGAAGUGGCUACAGGCACACCCCAACUUACUACUUGUUCUCCGUGCCAUUCACAAGGACUUCUGUGGCAAGCCUAGGUUUCUGCACAUCCAGAAACAAAGCAGAUGACAACUAUACCAGAAAUCACUCUUCUUGCAGUAUGCUUUUCACUGGUGAGCCCUGAUGAACAGCUUGUUGAAAACUCUGCGUGGCAAAAGGAAUCUCCAGUUUGUUCCCCAAUGCACUGAAGUCUCCCUGCAGUGGCAGCCCCCCUCGUUUUCUGAUAUAGACUUCAUCCAGAGAUGCAGAAGUUCAGCAGAGCAUGUAGAAGUAUUUCACCUUCCUCGAGGAACUGCAUGCAAUUUUUUAGUUUGCUCUGCUGAAGUGACUCGUUAAUCUCAGGACCCAAUAUGGAAGAGUUCACAGCUCCAGAUAUUUAAAUAAAAAUAUGACUGUCAGAUCAACCAUUUGACCUAGAAAAAAAAUGACUUUUUAUUUUGGCCUUGAGAUAAAUUUAUAUUGAAUAUGAACAGAUUGGAUGAUAGGUCCAAACCCUCGCUUACAUUGGCAUAUGGACUUGCAGGUAUAAUGGGACUAGCUUGCACAUUUCAAAUUCAGUUCUGUUCCAGGUUUCUGAUGCUCUGGAGUAAUCUCCAACAGCAAAACAAACUUUGUUUCCCAGUUCUGCUGAGGGACCUGUUAUUGAAGGAUCAGUGCACAUGUUACACUAUCUCCAUCUCCAGCACCUGACACUUGGUGGAUGCUGCCAGAAACAACUGAAACAUUGUAAUAAAGAUCGUGCUUCA
Athene cunicularia (burrowing owl) is the source of this 2681-nucleotide messenger RNA. RefSeq names its product HemK methyltransferase family member 1 (gene HEMK1). Lineage: Eukaryota; Metazoa; Chordata; Aves; Strigiformes; Strigidae. Gene Ontology annotation, cellular component: mitochondrion. The record is from RefSeq and is a predicted model, not a curated record. Gene Ontology annotation, biological process: protein methylation. Gene Ontology annotation, molecular function: nucleic acid binding; protein methyltransferase activity. The transcript is spliced from 11 exons. Bases 907 to 2004 code for a protein of 365 amino acids.